Malaya genurostris is the source of this 2934-nucleotide messenger RNA. RefSeq lists its product as uncharacterized. The coding region runs from base 1 to 2934 and encodes 977 amino acids. Gene Ontology annotation, molecular function: glutamate-gated receptor activity. NCBI's taxonomy places the organism in Eukaryota, Metazoa, Arthropoda, Insecta, Diptera, Culicidae. The transcript has 9 exons. Gene Ontology annotation, cellular component: membrane. The record is from RefSeq and is a predicted model, not a curated record.
AUGUUCCGUUUCGUACGGUCGGCGGGCGUCCUCGCUUUCCUGUGGAUGUUGAGCGCCGUUGGUGGUGUUGAUUUAUCCGCCGAGGCCAAUAACGAUUACGAGGAAAAUGUGGCAAAAUUGAUAUUCGAUUUUAUCGCCAACUAUAAACGGUUGAAAUUUGGCAUUGUUUUUACGUGUACACGGUUUUCUGCGAUGGAACCAAUAAAGUUUUACCGUAUUUACAAACUACUUACGAGCGGUAACAUAUCCUUUCGAGCGGUAAAUAUUGACGAUUACGGGGCCUCUGGCGGGAACAAUCAAGAGGACGGUGAUGUGAUAAUUGAUGAAGAUAACUUUGCGAUGUUGAUGCGACAAUUGAUAGCCCAUCACCAGUUUGUGUUGUUGGAUUUGGGAUGCUCAAAUGCGAGACUCGUCCUGGAGCAGGCCUCAAGAUACGAACUGUUCAACGCAUCGUUCCACUGGUUGAUAAUUGAUAAAAAAUUGAACAACCGUGACACCACAGCAGCAGCUGAGACAGAAACGAUGCCGGCCUCAGAACCGAACCGUGGGGCCAGGAUACAUCGAUUACGCGGAUACUCCUCGCACCAUAAACGUAAUCCGACGGUGGACCAGCCAAACAACAAUUGCCCAUCGGCAAACUCUACGCGAGCCAGUUGUCCGAUGAAUGGCCAGCAUGUUACCGAUGGCGUUUUACCAGAACCCGGCAUCCAGGACGAUUAUUACGAUGCCGGGCCGGGCGAUGACGAUACGUUCCACCGUUUCGAAACAAUGAACAUCAGCAUCAACGCGGAGAUAACCCUGGUGAAACCGACCAGUGCCUCGUAUCGGACGUUCGCGCUGUUCGAUAUUUGGAAUCCUGGUUACAUCAGUGGAGGUUGUUUGAAUGUAACGGUGAUGGGAAUGUAUUCGUUUUCCGGCACCAUUCGAACGGGGCAAUUCGAAGUGAGAUUUCGAGACAGCACAAUUCUGCGUCGUCGGAAUAUGAGAGGAAUUAAGCUGAAAAUAAUGACAGUAGUAACGCAGAAACCGCAUGAACCGUUCGAAAUUUAUGUUUCGACUCCAAAAAACACCCACCUGGAUUCGGUCAACCGAUAUAACUUUGGAAUGAUGAACCUCCUGCGAGAUUACUUCAAUUUCAGCUUGAUUAUGAGGCGAACAAAUAGCUGGGGUUAUCUGCGGAACGGGACGUUCGAUGGGAUGAUUGGUGCACUGGCCAGACGGGAAGUGGAUCUUGGCGGUUCGCCGAUGUUCCUACGCCAGGAGCGCCAUCGUGUUGUAAGUUACACCACCCGGUCCUUCAUUGAACGGCCAUGCUUCAUCUUCCGACAUCCGAAGAGGCAGAAUACCAUGCGGAAUCCUUUCCUGCUCCCGUUCGAGACAGCAAUCUGGUAUUUGAUGACGAUUUGUGGGACUAUCCUGGUGGUUGUACUAUUUAUCAGUUUCUACUUUGAAGACUCAGGUUUUGUACGGGGCGCAAAAAGCUCGAUACAGCCGAACAAUAGUGCAUCGCGUCCUCCGCUCGGCACUUUGAUAAUCGAAGGCGACGAAAGUUAUUACGAAGAUAGUUUUCAUUGCAGCCCGAGAAUUGAAAAACUGGUGAUGGGUCCCGGGCAACACUCGUGCCAACACGGCACAAAGGAAAGUGUACUUUUUAAUGACACAUAUAAAAAUGACAACGACGAUCCACAGCACUGUCAUCGGCAACCGGGGCACCACCAUCAAUGGCGAAGGACACCGUGCCGGAGGCAUCUUUUGAAUGUACAUCAUCGCCAUCUACAGCGGCAACAGCAGCAGCAGCAGCAGCAUCAUCAGCGACGGGAUCCUUUGGGCGGGCUUGCCACUUCGAAUAACAGCAAAAACAGCAAUCUGGAAGUAGUUACUGCAAAGGCGGAAAAUAAUGUUGAUGCUGCCGCUGUUGCUGGAAAUUCAAAAACGAUGCAACCAACGGCACAUCUUGCCAGAGCUGGAAACGUUGCCGCCGGUGGAGCACAGGAUGCACGCGUAAACGAUUCCGCGAGCAGCAAUUAUAAUGCGGAAAAACUAUCGAAAAGUAUUUUGCUGUUCCUCGGUGGUGUUUGUCAACAAGGACUAUCCGAAAUUCCGCACCUUCCAUCGGGGAAAUGCACCUCACUGUUUAUGCUACUAUUCGGAUAUCUGAUGUUCCAGUUCUACUCAGCCAGUAUCGUUGGUUCUCUGAUAAUGACUCCGGCUAAAAAUGUAAAAACCUUGCGAAACCUAAUCGACAGCGGCAUGCAGCUCGGAAUCGAAGACAUCCCCUACAAUCAUGACUAUUUCGUGAGAACAACGGAUCAAGACUCACUUGAACUGUAUCGAACAAGGGUUCGAGUUUACGACGAAAAAACGCACCGGAAUGAAUCGCACUUUCUGAGCGCGGCUGACGGGCUAAAACUGGUCAAGGCAGGUGGAUACGCAUUCCACGUGGCCAUUUCGGCCGGCUACAAAAUCAUACAGGAAACCUUCAGCGAACUGGAAGUUUGUGAGCUUGCCGAAAUCGACAUGUUCCCCCGGUCUGCCCAGUGGAUGGUGGCGAUUGUACAAAAAAAUUCACCCUACCGGGAUGUUAUAACGUACGGAUUACGACGCUUGAAUGAAGCCGGCAUAAUGGACCACCAGAGACACGUUUGGCAGGAACCGAAACCGAAAUGUGUGCGCAAAAUAGCGCCAACGGAUCUGAUUGUUGGCAUGGACAGUGUUUAUUCGGCGUUUAUCCUGCUGCUCGUCGGCUCGCUGAUGUCUGCUGGCUUUCUGCUGAUUGAGAUACUGCAUCAUCGACUGGGGCUGCAGCGAAAUCGGUGCCAUCGGUGCCAGCAACAAAAGACACGUGAACCUCGCCGGCAAUCGGAGUUUGGAGUUUUACAACGGCAGCAGCAGCAGCCGAGGGAUCAUGACCUGGUUUAUCCUUAUGCAGAUUGA